UUCUCCGCGCCGCCGCUGGAGGCCAAGUGUCUUGCGCGCGCCCGCUUCUGGGUUCUUCUGCCCCCUCGGCGGCCUGCAGAUUUCUCGUAGUCUUCUGCGCCUGCGCAAAGAGCGUGGGCUCUCGGGAGUGGUUAUUUUGUGGCGGCGGUUGCUGUAGUGAGAAGCCCCACAUGGAGCCUCCCUCAGGCACAGCAGAGGAACCUGAGCUAAGACAUGUAGAAAAAGAUGUGUUAAUUCCAAAAAUGAUGAGAGAGAAGGCCAGAGAGCUAUGUUCAGAUAAAGUGCAAGCUUUUACCAAAUGCUGCCAAGAGUCUGGCUUUCUUAUGGUGGUGAAAUGUCAACAGGAAAAUGCAGCAUUGAAAGAAUGUCUGACUACCUACUAUAAUGAUCCAGCCUUUUAUGAAGAAUGCAAAAUCGAAUACUUGAAGCAAAGGGAAGAAUUCAGAGCUACUGGAAUUCCUGCUAAACAAAGACAACAGAAGCUUCCUACAAGCAUGUAGCUAUAUCCUAAAAUGAAGUUUGGAAAUUUACUUCAGUUAUCAACAUACGUUGAUUUGAUGGAAUAAGUAAGUUAAUUGAAUAAGCAGACUCAAUUUUGUUUAAAAAAAAUAAAUUUGUCUGAGGCAGGAUUUAAUUGAAAUAACUGUAUCUCAUGUUGUAUUUUGUGUAUUAGGAAUAAACUCUUUUAUGAAUGAAUCCAAAAUAAAUAGGAUAUAUUUUUGACCAGCUCCAAGGGUUUGAGGAACUCUGUUGUGUAGUAUAUUUUGAGUAAAAAGUUGUUAGACCAAUCCAUUCUUACUGAACAUUCUCCUGACUUACCCUCCCUCCACUAAUAUUCCUCUCUGUAGAAUUUAGAUUUUUUUUGUAAUCAGGAAGACAUUUUGCUUCUGUUUACCCAGGGUAAUAAAUUCCAGCUACUAUCUAUGUAAAAGAACAAUUUAAGGUGUGCCUUUGCUUUCUCAUUUAACAUUGUUACAGCUGCUGUACAACACUGUGUAUGUGUGAACCAGUUAGGCUUGAAAAAAUAUUCUGUACUUAUCUUGGGAAAAGUGCCCUAUCAGGAAUUGUUCAAACACGAUAUUUUUAAAAUUUUACUUAUGACU
Molecule: messenger RNA, 1103 nt
Organism: Gopherus evgoodei (Goodes thornscrub tortoise)
Lineage: Eukaryota; Metazoa; Chordata; Testudines; Testudinidae
Gene: CMC1
Product: C-X9-C motif containing 1
Exons: 4
Coding region: 171-500 (109 amino acids)
Cellular component (GO): mitochondrion
Source: RefSeq, a predicted model, not a curated record